AUGUUAGAACUCCAACCAUAUGACCUCACGGUAACGUACAGUAAAGUACCCAUUGGAGAUGCUUUGAGCAGAGCAACACUGAAAGAUGACGAGCCAGAUAUGAAACCAAUGGAUGUGAACAUGGUCGAUUAUAUUGCGGUGAGUAAAGAAAGGUACAUAGAAUUCCAAGGUAAGACAGCCCAAGAGCUCAAUUGCCUUCAACAGAUAAUCCAAAAAGGAUGGCCAGAUAACAAAUUGAACGCGCCACAUGCUGUUAGAGAAUAUUGGGCAGUUAGAGACGAAUUGACCAUAACAGAUGGAAUCAUCUACAGGGGAAUGCGAAUAGUCGUACCUCCAACAAUGCGCAAAGAGAUGUUGAGACAGCUGCAUGAAACUCAUCAGGGCAUAAACAAGACGAAGAGACGAGGCAGAGAAGUGAUGUACUGGGCAGGCAUGGCCAAACAAAUUGAAGACAUGGUAAGAGACUGCCCAGAGUGCAAUGAAAACCAAAAACUGCUGUCAAAUGAGCCAAUGAUAGGCACAAAGACACCAGAGCUACCAUGGAUGAAACUCGCAGCUGACAUAUUCCACUGGGAAGGUAGAGACUAUAUCCUUCUCAUUGACUACUUCUCCAAGUAUAUUGAGGUGGGCCAAUUGAACAACCUCACAAGCAAACAGCUAAUAGAGGUAUUUAAAGCACUGAUAUGCCAUCACGGAAUCCCACAAAUUCUCAGGGCAGACAAUGGUACACAACUUGUUUCCAGUGAAUUUGAAAAUUUUCUGAAAGGAUAUGGGAUCAAACUGGUAACCUCAUCACCCAGAUACCCAAGAUCAAAUGGAGAAGCUGAACGAGCAGUUCAGACUGUGAAGCAACUUUGGUGUAAUACCAAAGACAAACAACUUGCUCUACUGGAUUACAGAACAACUCCCUUGGAGAGUUGUGGACUCUCACCAUCACAGCUUCUGGACAGCAGACGCUACAGAACAAAACUACCAAUCGCCAAGGAGCUCUUGAAACCACAGAUACAAGAUCUGGAUAACGUCAGGGCAAAAUUGAACCAGAGUAAACAAACACAAGCCAAGUACUACAAUCAGAAAGCAGGAAGAGACCAUCGCACCCUGUAUCCAGGAGAAGAGAUCAGAAUGGCACCACUACCUAACUCAAAGAAAUGGAUGUCAGGUAAAGUUGUUAGUCUUCAUACUUCACCCAGGUCAUACAUUGUUGACUGUGGGGGGAGAAAGUACAGAAGGAACAGAAAGUUUCUGAGACCAGCCACAGAGGGAGCUAACAAGCAAGAUGUAAGUACUAGAGUAGAAAAUACAUGGUCCGAAGAAACACCGAAUCCUGGCAGUGGAGAAAAUAGCAUGGACAAAAAACCACAAGAAAAACCAUGCACAACCAACACCAACCCUCCAAGUCCAACACGACACACAAUCACCAAAGAACAUGCCAAAGAAAACACCAACAUGCCACACAAAAACACCAUCACAAACGCUGACAAACACACAACACAAAUACCAGCCCCUAGUCCCAAAAUGUCAAGGUUUGGAAGAGUAAUCAGAGCUCCAAAGAAAUUUGACAUUUGA
This is a messenger RNA of Lineus longissimus, 1566 nucleotides long. RefSeq lists its product as uncharacterized. The record is from RefSeq and is a predicted model, not a curated record. The transcript has a single exon. Gene Ontology annotation, molecular function: nucleic acid binding. Gene Ontology annotation, biological process: DNA integration. Bases 1 to 1566 code for a protein of 521 amino acids. NCBI's taxonomy places the organism in Eukaryota, Metazoa, Nemertea, Pilidiophora, Heteronemertea, Lineidae.